Chanos chanos (milkfish) is the source of this 522-nucleotide messenger RNA. RefSeq names its product cornifelin-like. The record is from RefSeq and is a predicted model, not a curated record. The coding region runs from base 1 to 522 and encodes 173 amino acids. The transcript is spliced from 4 exons. Lineage: Eukaryota; Metazoa; Chordata; Actinopteri; Gonorynchiformes; Chanidae.
AUGCCAAACUCAUCGGUUAUGCAGCAGCCGCAAAACACUGUGAUAAAUACAUUUUCUAAUCAGUGGAGUACUGGGAUUUGUGAUUGUUUUGACAACAUUCCAGAAUGUUGCUAUGCGUUCUGGUGUAUGCCCUGUUACGCCUGUAUGAUAUCAGAGAAACACGGAGAGUGUUUGUGCUUACCUCUACUUGAUGGAUUCGGUCUUUUCCCACCUGCCACAAUGGCUAUGAGAGUGAGAAUGCGCUACCUCUAUGGCAUCGAGGGUUCCAUCUGCAAUGACUGCGUAUACUCCCUCUUCUGUUGCGCCUGUGUUUGGUGCCAAAUGUCCCGAGAGCGGCAGAUUCGCGAGGAGGGAGUCACUCUCGUCAGCCAACGACAGACGAACCUCACAGCACGGGGUAAGAAACCGCUGCGUCGUCUGGUAGAGGGAGCACGGAUGCUCCGGGACCUCCCACCGGAGAGCAGGACGGUGAAGCGGAUGCGGGAAAGGAUGGGUGGGGGGUGGGAUCCCCCACGCUGCUGA